This is a messenger RNA of Penicillium antarcticum, 837 nucleotides long. RefSeq lists its product as uncharacterized. The transcript is spliced from 3 exons. NCBI's taxonomy places the organism in Eukaryota, Fungi, Ascomycota, Eurotiomycetes, Eurotiales, Aspergillaceae. Bases 1 to 837 code for a protein of 278 amino acids. The record is from RefSeq and is a predicted model, not a curated record.
AUGUUCAAUCCUACCCCCCUCUGGGUUUGGCGCUACGACCACAACGAAUUUCUCAUCGAGUACUUGCUCCGGAAUCUCGAAGGUGGAAAAUCAAGACCAAUCCAACCAUUCCCUUCCAAAGAUCACGUCAGUCUCCAUAAAAUGGACUUCGUCACAGGCGCAAUCGACUUUGUCACAGGCGCAACCUCAUCUUCUAUGGUCCAAUACUUCAAACCAAAUCGAAGAACGGAAUUCCAAAUCAGAAACACCUCACUGGACCCCAAAAACCCAAAAGAUGACAUGUAUCUAUCUAUGCUGGAGAAGAAGAACAGCCCAAGUUUCGACAGUCAAAGGCUUCAUCAACAACUACGAAAGUCCUUCUCAAAGUACAUCACCCAUUCGCCCAACGGCCGCACGGCAGUUGAUGGCUGGCAGUUCAUCAAUCCCCAAGAAGGAGGUGAUCUGUACAACAGCAAUGACAAACAUGGUUUCAUCAUCGAUCAAGGUGCCGCGAGUGUCAGUGCUAGCGCAUCUCAUCAAAUUGUGAUAAUGAACAGCGAAGAAUGCCACAACAUCAAUACACCAUCUACAGGAGAGAUCAUCGUACUCCUCCGAUGGAUGCUGGCAGCUGUCAAGCCCCAGAAAAACAAGUCUAAACUGGAUUCUCGCAAAUACGCAGAAAACUGCCUUUUCCAACAUGACAUCCCGGCAAUUUCCUUCGAUGACACCCAAUACGAAGAAAAUAUGGAUAGCCUCCUUCAAUGGGCCUGGCCCAUAGUCUGCCAGGAUACUUCUAAGCCAAUUCCCAUGCAGACAAUCGAAGAGAGCGAUGAGACAGACCAGUCCGAUGAAUCUUGA